This is a messenger RNA of Hemicordylus capensis (graceful crag lizard), 2882 nucleotides long. RefSeq names its product FERM domain containing 8 (gene FRMD8). NCBI's taxonomy places the organism in Eukaryota, Metazoa, Chordata, Lepidosauria, Squamata, Cordylidae. The record is from RefSeq and is a predicted model, not a curated record. Gene Ontology annotation, cellular component: plasma membrane; cytoskeleton. The transcript has 11 exons. Gene Ontology annotation, biological process: negative regulation of canonical Wnt signaling pathway. Bases 263 to 1693 code for a protein of 476 amino acids.
CUCCGGCGCUCCUUUCCCCCGCCCGCCCGCCCGCCGCGAAAACCCGGGAUUCGGAGGAAGCCGCGUCGGAGCCAAUCGGCGAGCUCGGGGGGCGGAGCCAGCGCGACGUCAGGGCGGGCGGCAAGGCGAUGCCCUCCUCCGAGUUACUAGAGAGGAAGGCGGAAGAGGAAGAGGAAGAAGAGGAAGGCGGAAGAGGAAGAGGAAGGCGAGGAAGGCGGAAGAGGAAGAGGAAGAAGAGGAAGGCGGAAGAGCGGAGCGGCAGAUGGAGGCGGACAGGCUGGCCGUGCCCCCCCCCAGCGCGGACGAGCACUCGCAGCGGAGCAGCGUCUCCUCCACGGGACACCGGACUCUGGACGUGCUGGUGUACCUGGUCAACGACAGGGUGGUGCGGCUGGCGGUGGAGGGGCUGCCGUCCGUCACGGCCCACGAGUUGCAUCGGCUGGUCCGGGACGCCCUGCGGCUGCCCGAGUGCGCUCUGGAGGCCUUUGCUCUGUGGCUGGCCUCCCCCCUGCUGGAGGUGCAGCUGAAGCCAAAGCAUCAGCCCUACAAGGUUUGCCGGCAGUGGCAGGAGCUGCUCUUCCGCUUCAGCAGUUGCUCCGAGGACGAGACCCUCGAAGAUGAGCCGUCGCUCCAGUUCCGGCGGAGCGUCUUUUUCCCAAAGAGGAAGGAGCUGCAGGUCCAGGAUGAGGCCGUCCUGCAGCUGCUCUACGAGGAGGCCAAGUACAACCUCCUGGAAGGGCGCUACCCCUGUGACCUGGCCGACUGCCAGCAGCUGGGGGCCCUGGCCUGCCGGCUGGACUUGGGCCCCUACAACCCAGAGCGGCACACUGCCGCCUCCCUGAAAGAGAAGCUGGAUGCCUUCUUGCCCUCCCACCUCUGCCGCAGAGGACCCCGGCUCCUGUCCGGCCUGUGGAGACGGGGCUCCCGGCUGCCUGCCUACGAACAGGGCCUGCUGCAGGCCUUCCGCGCGCUGCCCGAGGAGGAGGAGCAGCAGGGGGGCCCCUGUGGAGAGCACACCCCCCUGCGCACCUGGGGCCGGGCCUACCUGCAGAAGUGCCACGAACUGCCUUACUACGGCUGUGCCUUCUUCUCGGGGGAAAUAGACAAGCCGGCUCAGAGCUUCCUGCAGCGCAGCGGCCGCAAGGCUGUGCUGGUCGCCAUCAGCCUGGAGGGCGUCUACAUCCUCGACAGCAAGGAAAAGCACGUCCUGCUUGGCCUGCGCUUCCAGGAGCUCUCCUGGGACCACACGUUCCCCGACGAGGAGGAGCACAUCCUCUGGCUGGAGUUCGAUGGGGAGAGCAGCGAGGGCACCCCCGUCAACAAGCUGCUGAAGGUCUACUCCAAGCAGGCUGAACUCAUGAGUGGCUUAAUCGAGUAUUGCAUAGAGCUGACCGCGGCGGCGGCGGCGGCUGCUGAGGGGACCGUGCAGGAGGCGGCUGCCAGCGGGGCCCCCUCCUCGGAAGCCCCCCCGGGCUCCCAGGUGGGCAGGCGCCUCCCGCCCAGACUCCAGCGGCAGGACAGCGUCCUCUGCAGCCGCGUCCAGCACCUCUCCACCAUUGACUACGUCGAAGAGGGGAAGGAGAUCCGGAGGGUGAAGCCCCGGCGCAGCGCCUCCUUCUUCGGCCGCCAGCUCUCCAGCGCCCCCACCUCCUACUCGGCUGUGCGGGCAGCAGAGAGCCUGGAGCACGGCUGACUCCCUCCUGGGGCCGGCCCAGCCUGGAGCCCCCCUUCGCCCAGCGGCAGCUCCAGGGUCCCGAGUGGGUCUCUCCGGCCCCCGCUGGGCUCGCUGUGCUGUGCCUUGUGCUGCCCUGAGGGGACGCGCUCUGCUCUCCGGAGCCCGGCCCCACGGAGCCACGGUCGCCACCCCAGGCUGCCCUCUGGCAGGAGGGGCCCCCCACCCCCCGGGGCCAGGCCCCUUCUUGGCAAGAGGCCUCGGGCUCUGUCCCUUUCUGGGGGCUCCGCCUCCAUCCGGGCCUCCCAGCGGGCUCUCCCUCUGGGGCAGGAGGGAGCAGGCCCUGCUGGGGUGCAGGUGCUGGGGCCUCUGAGGGGCUGGGGGCGGGGAGGUGGCCGGGUGUGCCUGCCGUGGCCGGAGGGCCUUUCGCCUUGGACCCCCCCCCCUCCUCCGCCUCCUCCUCGCCUGCCAGCCAAGCCCUGCUGCUUGCUCUGCCUCGGCGGCAGUUCCCCGGGCCUGCUGUUCCUUCUUGUGCACAGCCUGGCACCUGGGAGCCAGAGCGGCCGUGGAGGAAGGCUGUGUCUUCAGAACACCACCCCCCCCCUGGCCUUUGGGGCGGGGACGGGGACGGGGCUGGUUUGCUUGACUCCAAAUCAAGGCCACUUUGCUGGCAGGCGGUGCGGCCGACGAGAGGGUGGCAGAAGGCGGCCCUGAUCCACAGCCUGGCCCUAGGAGGGACUGCAGGCCUGGUCCGCUCUUUUGUCCGUUCGGGGACGCUGUCAGCUGUGAGGUGGGUGGGUGGGGAGCCCUUUUCUCCGCCUCCCCACCUCAGAAGGAAGAGCCGCGGCUUUGGAAGCACUUGUCUCUGAAGCCGGAGCCAAGGCCUGCGCUUGCUGAGCCUGCUGCUGAGCGUCUCUUCGUGCUGCGCCCUGGAAGGAGGCCGCAGCCUUGGGGUGACUGGCUCUCACGGGAAGCAGAGGCCUGGCAGCCUCAGUGGGGCAGGAGAAAUGCUUGGGGCUAACACAGCCCCACCCCACCCCACCCCACCCCUUGUGCCUCUGCUCCCUGGGAAAGUGCCUUUCCUCAAAGCAACACUAUGCAAUGUACUUUACUAACUUUGGCUCUCAGUGGGUGUGUGGGGUGUGUAUGUGGACACACUUGCUAACUCUGUUCAGGAAUUGUUUAUUGCAAUAAAAGUCAGUGGAUUUGA